This is a messenger RNA of Medicago truncatula (barrel medic), 2191 nucleotides long. Its product is annotated as flocculation protein FLO11. The record is from RefSeq and is a predicted model, not a curated record. NCBI's taxonomy places the organism in Eukaryota, Viridiplantae, Streptophyta, Magnoliopsida, Fabales, Fabaceae. Bases 287 to 1873 code for a protein of 528 amino acids. The transcript has 6 exons.
AUUCAACACAACACAUUUUCUUCAUUUCACCCAACACAACACAAACAUAACACAAACACUUCUUCCUCUUCUUUCUUCAACUCUCUCUCUCUCUCUCUCUCUCUCACACACACACACACUCAUGUGAUGUUAUUAUUAUUGUUGUAGUUGUUGUUAUCAUUCAUUUAAUAGUCAAAACUCAUUACAAGUAAAGUUGCAAUUGAACUCUUUCACCAUCAUCUUCUCUUUUGCAUUAUAGCUGCUACCUUCCAAAUUAAUUACACACAAACAGAAAGAGAAAGAUCCAAUGGAGUAUGAGAGAAUAGAGAAACCUCAGACUGGAAUAAUUUCUCCCAGUAAACUGAGGAUGAAGUUAUUAGGGCCUAGGAAGAAGGAUGGAUCCAACAGUAACUCUUCUAGAACAUCCCCUUCCAGGAUUGAGGAUCCUGAAUUUGUCAAUAGCCUACUUUCCUCUAACGACUACAACCUUGAUUAUGAAGUUACAUCUCCAAGCUUAGAAGCUUUGUCAUCAAAGCCAUCGAGGGAUGCAGUCCUGGACCUGAGACUAAAGGAGGCAAUGCCUGGGGAAAAUGGUGACACAGGACAUGUAAAGAUGCAGCAUUUUCAUAAGGUUGACACUGGAAGUUCGAGCACAAUUCAUCCGGUGAGGACAACAGAAGAUGAAAAUCUUGAUUAUGACAGUCAAGCUAGCUCAUCUAGUUUCGAGUUUGACAAAGGAGAGAGACCAGUGAGCAAUCAUGUAAGUAGAUCCCUGUUGAGACCUAUUCCUUCUAAGUGGAAUGAUGCUGAGAAAUGGAUAAUGAAUAGGCAACAUAUACAAACUAGAAAGAACAGCAUACAAAGCCAAGCAAUUCGCUUGCCAACAAGUAUGGCAAGGGUUAUUCCAGAGUCCAGUAAUUUUGAUCAUAAGCUCCCGACAAGCAAGGUUACAGAAACAAAACGAGUUGAUUACUGUCAACCAACAUCACAUUCACAUAUGGCAUUCGAGAAAUUCUCUUUUGUUCCAUCCGAUGCUCAUUCGGUAUCUGGUCAAGCACAUGGAAAACUAUCUGUAGUGGAAUCUUUUCCCCAAAGCAGAGAUUUAAUGGAAGUAAAUGAAGCGGAUUCAUCUUGUACAACAAGUAUCGAUGACCAAACAGCAUUUCCCGGUAUAAGAUCUGUUGCCAUGAGAGAUAUGGGAACUGAGAUGACCCCAUUGCCAAGUCAAGAACCUUCGCAGACAACCACUCCUGUUGGGUCGGCAACUCCAAUUCGCAGCCCUACUUCAUCAAUGCCUUCAACUCCUAGGAGAGGUGCACCAGCUCCAACGCCUUUAGGCUACACAACCGAUGAGGAUCCACAGUUUCGAAAUGAAAACAGCCGAAAGCAAUUGUCCGAAGAAGAAAUGAAGAUAAAGACUAGGAGAGAGAUUGCAGCCCUUGGUAUGCAGCUUGGGAAAAUGAAUAUUGCAGCGUGGGCAAGUAAAGAUGACGAAGAAAGUAAAAAAGCUGGUCGCGACGCAGAUACUCAAGAACAAGAAAGAAUUGAAUUUGAAAAACGUGCUGCUUUGUGGGAGGAAGCUGAAAAAUCUAAACAUACUGCAAGAUUAAAGCGUGAGGAAAUCCAAAUUCAAGCAUGGGAAAGUCAGCAGAAGGCCAAAUUAGAAGCCGAAAUGAGAAGAACCGAGGCCAAAGUUGAGCAAAUGAGAGCGCAGACACAUGCAAAAAUGGUGAAAAAGAUUGCUAUGGCAAGGCAAAGGUCAGACGAAAAGCGUGCACAAGCUGAAGCUAGAAAAAAUAGAGAAGCAGAAAGAACUGCAGCUCAAGCAGAAUACAUACGCCAAACAGGGAAAAUGCCCUAUUCCAAUUACAUUAUGUGUUGUGGCUGGCUGUGAGAUAUAUGACAUUGCGGGUAGCGGAAAAUGCAUCUCAUUCCAAGAUUGCUUAUCUUAUUACCUUGCAGGAUAGGGUCGUAGAAAAAUUGCAUAUCUUCAUACCAUAACCUUGUAAUUUUCAAACACACCUGAGCGCAAGUUGCUUACAUAAUAGCGAUUUAUGAGUGACAAUAUUUUAAAGUUUGUAUUUUUCAUUUUUCAAGAGCUAAAUGAAUUGUUUGCUCUAAUAUAACAUUGCUGUUAAUAUAAAUGUACAAGGUAAACAAAGCCAAUGUCCCAGAAAUAUGGUGUAAAAGACUGCAGGGACAUUUUUAUUGC